CUUAACGAAAAGUUUACUGUAUUUAUGUAAGUAAACACACAUAUUUUCUUUUUUAUGUUUUACAACAAAAAAAAUUAUUUGUUUUUACCAAAAAAAAAAAAGCUUAUUUGUUAAAGUAUAUAUGAAAUCACGUUUUUAAUACAAUUCCACCAUUUGGUAAGGAAUUUAAUUCACAAAGGUUGGUCCCAGAAGAAAACUGCGUCGGCGCAAGUAAAAACGCAGUCGUUUAAACGAAUCCUAUCAUACACGUGCGGAGUGAUCUACGCCGUUACUAUUCAUUUGAAUUUUUUAAAACAACGGCUCGGAUCUAUUUUACUUAUUUUCGUCAACGCAUUAUUACCGUGGCGCCAGAGAUGACGUAUUUUUUCCAAGGAAAACCUUCCUCCACGUGCUCACGAUUACGUGAUACAUACGCGCUCAACAGAGGCUCCUUCUCAUCCUUGUUCCAAUGACUUUUCACAGACCGGCUUUCUCUUCUCCAUCACGGCAUCACAGACCUCUAUAUAUCGCCACUGAGUUAUUCUCUCUCUCUCAGAACAUUUUCUCUGAGAUAUCGUUUUCUCACAAGAUUGUGUAAGGUUUUGAUUUGUCGUUGACUCUCCAAGAUUUUCGGACCAAACUAGUUUUGUCUGUUUUUCUCAAAGAGAUGGAAGAGGUUGUCCUAAUGCCGUCGUUUUCGAUCGGAAAGCUAUCUUCUCUGGCGCCGGAGAAGAUUCUGGAGCCGUCUGUUCACUCGGAAGAAGAGGUUUUAGAGGACGGAGAAGAGAUCGAUGGUGGUGUGAGACUUAUGUAUUUGUCUAAUGAAGGUGACAUUGAAGGGAUCAAGGAGCUUCUUGAUUCCGGGAUCGAUGCUAACUACAGAGACAUUGAUGAUCGUACUGCUCUCCACGUGGCGUCUUGCCAGGGGCUUAAAGAUGUCGUGGAGUUACUUCUUGAAUGGGAAGCUGAAGUUGAUCCUAAAGAUCGAUGGGGAAGCACGCCUCUUGCAGAUGCGAUAUUCUACAAGAACAUUGAUGUAAUCAAGAUACUUGAGACUCAGGGAGCUAAACAUCCGAUGGCUCCAAUGCACGUGGAAGCUGCUCUUGAAGUCCCUGAAUAUGAAAUCAAUCCCGACGAGCUUGAUUUCACUCAAAGCAGAGAUAUAUCAAACGGAACUUAUUGUAUGGCAAUGUGGCGUGGCAUUCAAGUUGCGGUGAAGAAGCUCGAUGAUGAAGUUUUGAGCGACGAGGAACAAGUAAGGAGAUUCCAUGAUGAGCUUGCAUUGCUCCAAAGGCUUAGGCAUCCAAACAUUGUUCAGUUUCUUGGUGCUGUUACUCAAAGUAAUCCAAUGAUGAUUGUUACUGAAUAUUUGCCUAGGGGGGAUUUGCGCGAAUUGCUGAAAAGGAAAGAACAUUUAAAACCAGCUACCGCUGUUAGAUACGCCCUUGAUAUUGCAAGGGGAAUGAACUAUCUACAUGAGAUCAAAGGAGACCCUAUCAUCCACCGAGAUCUUGAACCUUCAAACAUACUGCGGGAUGAUACAGGGCAUCUGAAAGUUGCAGACUUUGCAGUAAGCAAGCUUGUUACUGUUAAAGAAGACAAGCCUUUGACAUUUCUAGACACUUCUUGUCGAUAUAUUGCUCCCGAGGUUUUCACCAGCGAUGAAUACGACACCAAAGCUGAUGUUUUCUCCUUUGCAUUGAUAGUUCAAGAGAUGAUCGAAGGAAGAAUACCCUUUGCGGAAAAGGAAGACAGUGAAGCUUCAGAAGCUUAUGCAUGCAAAGAGCGUCCAUCUUUCAAAGCUCCAUCUAAGCAUUACCCUCAUGGACUUAAAUCGUUGAUAGAAGAAUGCUGGUUAGAUAAACCGGCCAAGCGACCGACUUUCAGAGCGAUCAUUAAACGGCUUGAGUCCAUUCUUCACCAUAUGGGCCACAAGCGACAAUGGAGGAUAAAGCCAUUGACAUGCUUUCAGAAGUUCGAGCACAAGAAGAAACAUAAUUGGGAUGUUAGCAGCGCUGAUGGCUCAUCCUCGGGUUCACAUUUGUGAUUCUUUAACCGGUUAUUCUUUCCGGUUUAGUUUGGCUUUCCGGUUUUACUUUGUAAUGUUGUUUUAGUUUGAAGAAAGUAUUCGUGUGGUCGUGGACAGAAGUUGCAUUUUAUUUUAGUAUAAAGGUGUAACGAGUCUUCAGAUUUUUGAAGCUGUAUAAUACAUGUCUAACGAAUUAUAAGGAAUUUGUUUCAAUCGA
Messenger RNA from Brassica napus (rape), 2225 nucleotides. RefSeq names its product integrin-linked protein kinase 1. Gene Ontology annotation, biological process: protein phosphorylation. Bases 647 to 2026 code for a protein of 459 amino acids. Gene Ontology annotation, molecular function: protein binding; ATP binding; protein kinase activity. The transcript is spliced from 12 exons. The record is from RefSeq and is a predicted model, not a curated record. Lineage: Eukaryota; Viridiplantae; Streptophyta; Magnoliopsida; Brassicales; Brassicaceae.